AUGAAGUCAACGACAUAUUCCCAGUCAUAUUCUUACAAUGUCGAUGUGAUUAUCACUGUCGAUAUCGACACUAAUACCGUCAAUGUCAUUGUCGAUGUCGAUAUCCACACCGAGGCCAAUCUCAAUGCCAAUUUCAAUUUUAAUUUCAAUGUCAAUGUCAAUGCCAACGUCAAUGCCGACAUGAUAUCGAAUGCUACUCAGGACAGGCAGGACAGUAGGAAAUGGCUUCACGACGCGACAUACCUAGAUAAACCUCCCCAUCAACGGUAA
Sclerotinia borealis F-4128 is the source of this 270-nucleotide messenger RNA. The record is from the annotation of a GenBank genome assembly. NCBI's taxonomy places the organism in Eukaryota, Fungi, Ascomycota, Leotiomycetes, Helotiales, Sclerotiniaceae.